GGGCAGUUCCGGUGUGCGUGUUGUGGGAGCCGCUGGAGCUCUGAGGACCUCCUGAGAGCGUCGCUACGGGCCCCUCGGCUGGUGGGCACUGGACGGUACUCUAGCAGACUCAGGAGCCUGAGACGCCCAGCUGUUGCUGUCUCUACCACCCCCCUCCAGUGACCAGCCCAGGGUAUGUGAUUUCUUCCUGAUUCCUGCUUGAACUCAGCUUCAGCUUCCACAGGUCCCUGGCGUGCCUUAGUGGCAAAAGCAGACAGUCAUGCCUGUGGAAACCCUGCCCACAGCGGGCAGCCUGAAGGAGGUAGCACCUGGAGCACCCUGUGCCUCCAGCAUGCCCUUCCGCAUCCUUACCAAGGGGCCUGGCUACUUCCGACGCCAGGGUGAAGGCAACGUCCGGAAACCCAGUGCUGUGGAGAGGCUGGAGGCGGACAAGGCCAAAUAUGUGAAGAGCUUGCGGGUGGCCAGCACCCGCCAAGAGCCUAUAAAGCCUCUACUCUUGAAGCAACCCCUCUUUAGCCCAGGGGUUCGUAGAGCAAUGUUGACACCCAAUCGCCGGUCCCCAGGUGUGGGCAGCCGCCGGGCAGAGGCUUGUGGAGCUCGGGCCUCCCUCAACAUGGAUGUCCUCAGCAAUCUCAUUAACUUGUGUGACAGCCCUGCACCCCUACCUGAUGGCCCUCCUCCAGAACGCAAGUGGAAGGCAGGGCCCUCACCUGGCCUCAGUCGGAUGUCCCUGGGAGAUGGGAAGCGGAUGAGCCCUGCUACUGAGGGUUCCCUGUCUACCCCUCUUAGACCCCCCAGCAUAGCGGCAGUGCGCAGGGUGGAUGUCCGGCCCACUGGGGAGCCCCAAAUCCGGGCCAUACCCAGCUCACCUGCCAGUCCUUGCUCUAAUCUGGGAACCUCACCAGGCCCCAGUCCCCAAGAGGGCCCUCGACGUCUUACCCACCUGCACCGCUCCAAGUCAGACCUGAGUGACCGCUUCUCCAGGGCCACAGCUGACCUAGAACGCUUCUUUAACUACUGUGGCUUGGACCCAGAGGAAGCCCGCGGCCUGGGUGUGGAGCACUUCGCCAGGGCCAGCUCGGACAUAGUCUCGGUUAAAUUCCACAGUGUCAGCACCAGCAGCUCAGAGGGCACUCGCUCCCAGCAGAGUGAGGCCACAGCCGAGGACAGGGCCAGAGAGCGAACCCCUUAUGGUGUCUCAGUCAUUGAACGAAAUGCCCGUGUCAUUAAGUGGCUGUAUGGGCUGCGGCAGGCUCGUGAGGCAGCUCAGAGAGGCUCCAAUGUUUAAAUGCCCCUGGCUUUGUGCUCCUGAGGUGAAGGGAUGCCCUGGGUCCCCUCUUGGGAGGGACAAAAUGGCCUCGUGGAUACCCACAGUGUGGAGAGGCACUCCCUCCCUAUCAUCCCUGGCUCCAGGGUUAUUGUUGGACAUUUUGAUGGAGAUCCGGCCUAGGAUAGGUGGGCCGGGAACUUCAGGAGAGAUUUCUUGCAUGUCGGGUUCCAUGAGGCUAAUAUCUUUGAGAUGUGGCUUCCUUAGACCCUUCUCAGUAGACUUGAUGGGAAGCAGACACUUGGACAAAUGUAGAAAGUGGUGGUGGUGUUGGUGGUGUGGGAUUCCCCUCCCUGCAGGGAGGUGGAAGAGGAAGCCAGUAGUGGUUCUGGGGGCAAAGAAAGAGGAACCAAGCUGUGGAAUCCCGGGCCAAUGUGAAGUCCUGUCAAGCUCAUUCUUUUUGUUGGUUGAUAGAACGUUUGAAUGAGAGAGAAAAAGCCAGGGGACGUGUGUGUGUGUGUGUGUGUGUGUGUGUGUGUGUGUGUGUGUGUGUGUGGUGAAAGAGGCGAGAUCCCCUCCCCCUCCCCCUCCCCCUCCCCCAGCCCAACUUGUCCCAGAUCCUUCCAGGGUAUUCUCAGCACAAACUGCUGGGCUGAUGCUCUUAUUGGCAGCUGCCCGUGGGAGGGUGGAAAUUAGGGCAGCCAGCCCUCCUAGCAUGGGAGUAUAUCUGAAGCUUGGGGCACGAGGAUGCCCAUCAGCCUGGCAUCAGAAGGAUAUGGUGCUGAGGCUGGAUAUGACCAGUUUUCCCUGUUCUCUCCUGAUAGCCUCUUUUCCCAUCUCCUCCACCCCUAGUUAGGGCUUAGGGAGCACACCUAGUAUGUGCUAGGGUGCCUGUUCUGAUGUCCCCAGCAUCUUCCCUUGAAGCCACAGAAAAAGAGUGUGUGAAUGUGUGUGUGUCAUUGUGUGUGUGUGUGUGUGUGUAGUGGGGGGGAGGGGAGGACUUUGGGGGGAAAUGGUUCAUAGAUAGACACUCACUACCUUGUUUCUGCUGGGCAGAUUCUCCAAGAAAUUGGACUGUUGGUUUCUCCCUUCCCUUGAGCUCUGGGGACCCAGUUUCACCAUGCUACUAGCUGGACCCCUGUUGUUCUUCUUUGGAGUUUGCUCUUUGUUAAUAAACCUAAGUGGUUUUGCUUUGGAUAAAAAAGUCACAUUCUGAAAA
Trichosurus vulpecula (common brushtail) is the source of this 2486-nucleotide messenger RNA. It is a transcript of the gene FAM110A, whose product is annotated as family with sequence similarity 110 member A. Lineage: Eukaryota; Metazoa; Chordata; Mammalia; Diprotodontia; Phalangeridae. Bases 260 to 1288 code for a protein of 342 amino acids. The transcript is spliced from 2 exons. The record is from RefSeq and is a predicted model, not a curated record.